Messenger RNA from Chrysoperla carnea, 1882 nucleotides. RefSeq names its product cysteine sulfinic acid decarboxylase (gene black). Gene Ontology annotation, molecular function: pyridoxal phosphate binding; carboxy-lyase activity. The transcript is spliced from 3 exons. Gene Ontology annotation, cellular component: cytoplasm. NCBI's taxonomy places the organism in Eukaryota, Metazoa, Arthropoda, Insecta, Neuroptera, Chrysopidae. The coding region runs from base 100 to 1749 and encodes 549 amino acids. Gene Ontology annotation, biological process: carboxylic acid metabolic process. The record is from RefSeq and is a predicted model, not a curated record.
CAAAAUUUACUAGUUCAUGGUUCAGUCGUGCAAAUUGAACAUCGUUUGAAAUAUUUUGUUAACAAUUGAAGCACGAGGAACCAUUGUGAAUCAACAACAAUGCUUGCAACGCCAACAGUUCAUAAAUUAGUCGAUAGUUACGAAAAUCUUCAUUGGAAUCGACGACAAAUGUCUCCAAAUCAAUCGUCAGAACAUAAAGAUCAUGAACCAAAGAAAAAUUGCAGUUUGAAUUACAUAAAACCACAGACUGAUGAAGAACCAUCAAAAGAAACUGCUUGGUUUGAAUCUUUGGCAAGUCGAAGACAUUUUGAAAAAUUUUUACGGGACACCGUGGAAGUUUUAAUUAAUCAUGGACUCUUCGAAGCAGUAGAUAGAAAAACUAAAGUCGUAGAAUGGAUAAAUCCCGAAGAAAUGAAACAAAAGAUUGAUUUUAAAUUAAACGCGUUGCCAGAAAAUGAGGGUAAAUUAAUGGAUUUAAUUAAAAAUAUCAUAAAAUAUUCUGUGAAAACCGGUCAUCCAUAUUUUGCGAAUCAAUUAUUUUCGAGUGUUGAUCCCUAUGGAUUGGUUGGCCAAUGGUUAACGGAUGUGUUAAAUGCAAGCGUUUAUACAUAUGAAGUGUCACCAGUGUUUACGAUGAUGGAAGAAGAAGUUUUACGUGAAAUGAGAAAAAUUGUUGGCUUUCCAAAUGGUGAAGGUGAUGGUCUGUUUUGCCCUGGCGGUUCUAUAGCUAAUGGCUAUGCGAUUAGUUGUGCUAGAUAUAAAUUUUUCCCCGAUGUUAAGACUAAAGGACUUCAUUAUCUCCCACGUCUUAUAUUGUUUACAUCCCAAGAUGCUCAUUAUUCAAUAAAAAAACUGUCGUCUUUCAUGGGUUUGGGUACCGAUAAUGUUUUCUUAAUAAAAACUGAUUCUGUUGGGAAAAUGUCAAUGGAACACUUAGAAUCUGAAAUACAACGUGCGCUAAAUGAAGGAGGCGUUCCAUUUAUGGUAAGCGCAACCGCUGGUACUACAGUACUUGGCGCAUUUGAUCCAUUAAAUGAUAUUGCUAAUGUGUGUGAAAAACAUGGGAUGUGGUUCCAUGUAGAUGCAGCCUGGGGAGGUGGAGUUUUAAUGUCAGAUAAAUAUAAACAGCGUAUAAAAGGAAUAGAAAGAGCGGAUUCAGUUAUUUGGAAUCCUCAUAAGUUAUUAAGUGCUCCACAACAAUGUUCCACAAUGUUAACACGUCACAAAAAUCUGUUAGGCGAAGUACAUUCAUCAAAUGCCACUUACCUGUUUCAAAAGGAUAAAUUCUACGACACACAAUAUGACACUGGCGAUAAACACAUUCAAUGUGGACGCCGGCCUGAUGUUUUGAAAUUCUGGUUUAUGUGGAAAGCAAAAGGUUCAUUAGGUUUCCAAAAACAUAUUGAGAAAGUAUUCGAUAAUGCUGAAUAUUUUACAAAUUUAAUACGAAAACGAGAUGACUUCAAAUUGGUAUUAGAGAACCCAGAAUGUACAAAUAUUAGUUUCUGGUAUAUUCCACCGUCACUAAGAGAUAAGAGUGAAAAUGAUUCUGAUUAUAAUGAACAGUUACAUAAGAUUGCACCUAAAAUUAAGGAACGUAUGAUGAAAUCAGGUUCCAUGAUGGUCACAUAUCAACCAUUGGGUGUAUAUCCAAAUUUCUUUAGAUUUGUCAUGCAAAAUUCCGGUUUAGAACAUUCUGAUAUGCAAUAUUUUGUCGAUGAGAUUGUACGAUUGGGUCAAGAUUUAUAAUUUUGUAUUUAAUACUUGUAAUACGUAAUAUGAUUUAUUUAUUGUGAUAUAAUUGUAAGAUUAUUUAUCUGUAUCUGAUAUUUUUAAAGAGUUUAAAAGAAACGAAUAAAUUUUAACUCAGUGUAGCCUUAAA